CUAAUUCAGUCUCAGUGCCCAGUGCGAGGGGGUGUGUUAUUGUGCGGAAAGUAAUUUUUCACAGCUAUACUUUCAUUCAAAUUUCGUCUAUUAGACAAUUUACCAGACGUAAAUAUAAACCUAUUUCUGUUUAUGGACUGAUUUUUAACAACUAAAUAUUUUUUGUCAUAUUUACCACGAGGCAUUUUUAUCGCAAUUACUUUAGAUCAAGUCGCCGUUGCUUUAUUUGAUCAAAGCUCAUGCUCUAACGGUUUAUUAUUAUUAUUAUUAUUAUUAUUUUUCUUCUUCUUCUUCUUCUUCUUCUUCUUCUUCUUCUUCUUCUUCUUCUUCUUCUUCUUCUUCUUCUUAGCUGUUACAUUUUAACCACCGAGAACAUGAAAACUAAAUUUCUUAACGGAGUGUCGUCCUCUCCUUCAAUGUCUUUGGGGUUGCUCGUCAGCGCCAAUGAGAUCCACGUACAGUCGGAUUCUCAGGCCCAACACAAAGACAUUAGACCAGAGGAACCCGACCUGCAAACUAAACGCAAGGCGUAUCUCUGGUGCAGAGAAUUUCUCCAUGGUGCGUGGAGAAUUCUGAAUGAAGAGGCGUUCCAGAUCAGCAUAAUAAGGGGAGGUCUCAGCAACAAGCUUUUCCUUUGCUCUUUGCCAGACACCCUGCAGAGUGUAGAUGAUGAACCCAGGAAUGUGCUGCUUCGCUUGUAUGGUGCCAUUCUGCAGAUGUCCUGUAAUAAAGGGGAAUCCAAACAGGCUAACAAAGAAAAUCAUUUUCAAGGAGCUGAAGCCAUGGUUCUGGAGAGUGUCAUGUUUGCUAUCCUGGCAGAGAGGGCACUGGGCCCAAAGCUGUAUGGGAUCUUUCCCCAGGGCCGACUGGAGCAGUUCAUUCUUAGCCGGAGGUUAGACACUGAUGAGUUGGGCUUACCUGAGUUGUCUGCAGAGAUCGCUGAGAAAAUGGCCAGAUUCCAUGGAAUGAGGAUGCCAUUUAACAAGGAACCAAAGUGGCUGUUUGGGACGAUGGAGAAGUAUUUAAACGAAGUCAGGAGAAUAAGCUUCACCAGAGAAUCUGACGUAAGAAAAUUUGCCAGACUCAUAAACUACAAUUUGCCACUGGAAAUGGAAAACCUAAUGACUUUGCUUGAAUCCACACCUUCCCCUGUGGUUUUCUGUCACAAUGACUGCCAGGAAGGUAACGUCUUGUUAUUGCAAGGCAGGGAGAAUUUGGACAGACAGAAGCUCAUGUUCAUUGACUUUGAAUACAGCAGUUACAACUACAGGGGGUUUGAUAUUGGAAACCAUUUCUGUGAAUGGAUGUAUGAUUACACCUAUGACAAGUUUCCAUUCUUCAAAGCCAGCUUCAAUAAUUACCCAACCAAAACACAGCAGCUUCACUUUUUCGCUAGCUACCUGGCUGAGUCUGACAGCGGAUUUGAGAAUUUAAGUAAUGAAGACCAAACCAAACUACAAGAAGAAAUGCUGGUGGAAGUGAACAGGUUUGCCCUGGCGUCCCAUUUCUUCUGGGGUCUGUGGUCCAUCAUACAAGCCAGAAUCUCCUCCAUCGAGUUUGGAUACAUGGAAUAUGCAUUGGCAAGAUUUGAUGGUUACUUUGAGCAGAAGAGGAGGCUGGGGGUGUGAAUUACAAAAGUGACCAAGAAGUGAAAACAGUUACACAGGGGGGGGGUGCAUUUGUUGUGGGAGGCAGAGUCCAGCAUGAAUGGUUGUGCAAUGGGUUCAAAGUCAAGGUUGUGGAAUAUAUGAGUGAGGUACUUAGGACGAAAGCAACACUAUGAAUGUAACGGAGAGUAAAGUUUACCUAAUGACACUGAGUGUUUACAAACCAAGAACCGGGCUGUAUUGUUUUGGAAGUAUUUUGAUUGGCUUGGGGAAAUGUGAAGGGGGUGCUUGAAAUAUUCUGUAUACUGUACACCGAUAUUUAUUUUUUACAGUGCUGCAUUAGUUUGGUAUUUUUCUUUCCUACUUGCUCUUAAAUAUACACAUGGUCACUUUUGUUAGCCUAGAUACAUUCCACCAGAGAAUAUGUUUUCUGGUCCUAUGUGGUUAGUUUUAGUACAGGUUUUAUUAAUCAUUACAACAAACUGGAACUGGGAGAUCCUCAGUCUUAAUGGCAUCAUAUAACUGCUAUUGCAGCAGACCUAAUACAAUGUAUUUCAGGUUUGAGAUGUUUUAAUGAGGUGGAAAAAAGGAAACUUAAUUUUUAUAAACAAAGGAGUCCUAGGUAAAGACAUCAGUACAAAUAUUACCUGCAGUAGGCAAAAAUCAAAUAUACUUUACAGUGUUGUAACAUAAUAUACAACCAUUUUAAUUGUAGUCAUCUGUUUUUUUUACGAAUAACAAAUCUCUUAACAGGAACAGCUAUUCAGUUGAGAUAGAUGCCGUGGUGGCACGCACUUAUUUUUUUAAUAGAUCAUUUAAGAUAGCUAGGAGGUUAACAUGACGUAUGUUGCCAACACCUCCCCUUUGCCUUUUAAUUCCUUUGGCGUAGUAUAAUGUCCAUUUGCCGUAACUUACAGGAGGAUGUAUAAAAUACAUAAAAAUAUAUAGAAGUGGUGCUGAAAGUGGGACACCUCCAGAUUAUAUUGUGCUGCAGUAUUGUACCUUCUGUUUAAGGGACCAUACUUUUCAUGCUUGUAUUUUGUAAACAAAAUAGUUACCUGGAAUGUCUCUGCCAUUCACCUUUGAGAUUCCAAAUGCUGUUAUCCUGUGAUAAACAGCCAUGGUAUUGUUUACAUAAACAAACGUCACAAAGCGAACCAUUCUCAGUUUGGAACAGCCUGUCGGGGAAUGACUGGUUCUAAUGAAGUCAGGCUCUGAGUGGAAUCCGCACAUGACUGGCUUUUUAAAAAAUCCAGGAGCUUAAAAAAAGGAAGAAAAAAAAACUUGUGACAUGAUAGCUAUAAUUAGAGAACAGAUUGAGUGUACUUGAAUAAAACCGUCUCCACUGCUAAUAUAAAAACCUUGACUCCAUCUCAGGUUUUAUGUGCUCAGAAGACUGUUCUUCUCGUACACUUGAACUGCCCUGUAGUUAAUACUUAAGUGCUAGCUGCUCAAGUUAUUGCUAUAAAACAUUUUCUAUAGCAAUAAUGGGAAUUUCAGCUGUUAAUGGUGAUCAAUUGACUUUUCAUCCUGCUAGUUUGCUUUAACAGGAUAUGGGAGGUGAUAGAAUUUAAUUAUUUGAAGCAUGUUUUGUUAAAAUAAAACACAGCUAAACGUUUUUAAAAUGUGUUGGCAUGCAAUGUAUAUCUAAUAGUAGCCUUUUAUUUGUGUUAUUGCAAAGAAAUUGUAUCGUUCUAAUUUUUCUAUUAUUAUGAUUAUUUAAAUAGCUUUGUAGGUGUUUAUGCUUUGGCAAGUCCGUGGAUUGAAGCUUAUUUAAUGUUGCUAAUAACUUUACUGUGAUGGAUAACUAAAUAGUAAGUUAUUGCUUAAUAUUUUUAAACAUACUGUCCUUCAGUGAUUUUAACUUUUAUGUAUUCCUGCAAUGGAAAUAAAUAGUGAUACCUUCAGAACAUGCAAUAUCCAUUUUUACCAACAUUGAAUAUUGAUCCUUGAAAAAGAUCCUGCACUUACAUCUGGGGAUUUGCCAACAUGCAAGUGAUAUUGAGACCUGUUAAAGAACCAAGCAUGAAAUCAGUACCCCUGUUCUGUUGUAUUGGAAGAGGUUACCUUGUAGGGUCAUCUACUGUAUGCUAUGGUUUUGUUAAUAUAACCAGUUAACUAAAAACUUAGAAAUAAUGAGAUAGCAGCUGUUGACACAUGUGUUUUCUUAAUAAGAAAUCUGUUGUAUUUUUGUAAAAUCAUUACAGUCAUAUACAGUUUAUAUAUAGUUAUAUAUAUUAAUAAAGGCUAUUUUAAAAAGUG
Acipenser ruthenus (sterlet) is the source of this 3869-nucleotide messenger RNA. RefSeq names its product choline kinase alpha-like. The record is from RefSeq and is a predicted model, not a curated record. Lineage: Eukaryota; Metazoa; Chordata; Actinopteri; Acipenseriformes; Acipenseridae. Gene Ontology annotation, biological process: phosphatidylethanolamine biosynthetic process; CDP-choline pathway. Gene Ontology annotation, cellular component: cytoplasm. The transcript is spliced from 12 exons. Gene Ontology annotation, molecular function: ethanolamine kinase activity; choline kinase activity. Bases 375 to 1628 code for a protein of 417 amino acids.